Molecule: messenger RNA, 1654 nt
Organism: Rubroshorea leprosula
Lineage: Eukaryota; Viridiplantae; Streptophyta; Magnoliopsida; Malvales; Dipterocarpaceae
Source: the annotation of a GenBank genome assembly
ACUGCAUUGCCAUCUUCAUCAGGAGUAGUAGUGCAAAUGGCUCCAAUGCAAGAGCUAGCUACAAGCUCCAUUAGUCCCUUGUUUUUGUCCCUCCUUCUCUCUCUCUCCAUGGUACUUCUUUUUCUUAAACUCAUCAUAGGAAGACGAAGCAAACUCAACUUCCCUCCUUCCCCACCAAAGUUGCCUCUCAUUGGCAACCUACACCAGUUUACCAGCCUUCCUCACCGCUCUUUCCAAGCCCUCUCCAAGAAAUAUGGCCAUCUCAUGCUUUUACAGUUGGGAAAGUACCCAACCCUUGUGGUGUCUUCGGCCGAUAUGGUUAGAGAAAUCACAAGGAACCAUGAUAUUGCUUUCUCAAACAGACCUAGGACAACGGCCGCAGAGACCUUGCUUUAUGGAUGCCAAAAUCUUGUUUUUUCACCCUUCGGUAAAUACUUGAGGAAAAUCAAGAAGAUAUGCACUGUUGAACUCUUGAGCCAUAAGAAGGAGCAAUCCUUCAUGUUCAUAAGAGAAGAAGAGGUUGGCUUAAUGAUAGAUAAAGCACACAGCGCAUCUCUUAAAGGGGACUCGAUUAAUUUGAGUGAGAUGUUGAUGAUUGUUGCAAAUAAUGUAAUUUCGCGGUGUGUGAUGAGCCAGAAGGUUGAAGAAGAAAAUGGUCGAAGCAGGUUUGGAGAGUUGUUUAGGAGGGUGAUGAUAUUUGUUUUUGCAACUUAUAGUAUCGGGGAUAUUUAUCCUCACUUGUGGUGGCUGGAUGUGGUUACGGGCUAUAUCAAAAGUUUGAAAGCAUUUUCUGGGGAUAUGGAUGGUUUUCUUGAUCAAGUCAUCCAAGAACGGGGGAUUGGGUUGAACAUGAAGAACCAUGGCAAGGAAGACUUUUUGGAUAUUCUACUCCAACUUCAAAAGAAUGGCAUGCUUGAGGUAGAGCUAACUCAAAACAGCAUUAAAGCAAUCAUAUUGGACAUGUUUGUUGGAGGGACGGAUACUACAGCUGUAACCACGGAAUGGGCAAUGACUGAACUUAUAAGGAAUCCAAAGGUGAUGGAGAAGGUCCAAGCAGAGGUAAGAAGUGUAGUGGGGAAGAAAUCGAAGGUAGAUGGAGACGAUAUAAAGCAGAUGGAUUACUUAAAAUGUGUCAUCAAAGAAACUUUGCGAUUAUAUCCACCUGGUCCUUUGUUGGUCCCACGAGAGACGGCUGCAAGUGUCAAACUGGGAGGGUAUGAUAUUCCCUCCAACUGUAGAGUUUUCAUCAAUGCAUGGGCAAUCCAGAGGGAUCCUGAGUUAUGGGAUAGGCCGGAUGAGUUCAUCCCAGAAAGGUUCAUGGACAACUCAAUUGAUUACAGACGCCAUGAUUUCCAGUACAUACCAUUUGGUUUUGGAAGAAGGGUUUGUCCAGGGCUGUCGUUUGCGGUUAUGUCAGCUGAGUAUUUGAUCGCCAACCUUCUAUAUUGGUUUGACUGGAAAUUGCCAUACGGUACAGUUGCAGACAACCUAGACAUGGAUGAAGUUUAUGGGUUAACUCUUAGCAAGAAAGUCCCUCUCCAUCUCAUACCAAUUAAUGUCACCUAGGUUUGCUAGUUCUAGGUUGGCGAUGCCUAACCAAUUCCGUGUCCGAUUUAAAUCAUUAAAUAAUCAUUAAUAAACCUUUGCCUUGUUA